AUUGAAAACUCAGAACGGUCACCGAUUCAAAACAACAGCUAUAUAAACAACAUACUAGGUGGUACCAAAAUUAAAGAAAACCUAAGAAAGUGUCACAUUCAACAUCAUUCAUUAUGUUAUCAUCAAAAGCAAAAGCUUUGUUUUUCAUUUUUAAGAUAUUGAUGUUGAAUGUCAUAACACAUGCAUGUGGUCCAUGCAUUCAACCAAAUCCACCACCUUAUCACAACAAACCAAGUCAUCCAAAACAUCCACCGCAUCACCACCACGGCGGCGGAGGUGGAGGAAAACAGCCAGUAGUAUCCCCUCCUCCUGUGGUUGUCGUGCCGCCGAUUAUUGUCACACCACCACUUCAACCACCGCCGACGAUUAUAUAUCCACCACCAACAACUCCUGUUUUUCCUCCACCAACUACUCAACCAACUUGUCCAAUUGAUGCACUCAAGCUAGGGCUUUGUUUGGAUGUACUUGGAGGACUUAUUCAUGUUGGAAUUGGUAACCCUGUUGAGAAUGUGUGUUGUCCUGUUAUUCAAGGGUUGGUUGAUCUUGAAGCUGCAAUUUGUCUUUGUACUGUUAUUAGGGCUAAGGUUCUUAAUCUUAAUAUUUAUCUUCCUCUUGCUCUUCAAGUUUUGGUCACUUGUGGGAAGACUCCUCCUCGUGGUUUUGUUUGUCCACCUCUCUAUAAUUAAGCAAAAGCUCUACAUGCAUGCAUGGUCUAGACUUACUAGUGGUUUGGUUAAUUUCAAGUUAAUUGAUCUACUAAAUCAUGUGUUUUUCUCUUCUAAUUAGGGUUUUAGGGUUUAUGUAAUGGGAUGAGAUUCUCUUCCGUGGGGUUUUUACUCACUAUAUCGGAUUACCCGCGGUUGACAUGUUCUUGUAUUCACGUUGUUGGCCACAUUGGUGGUCAUUUGAUCGAGAUUGGAUGGUAGAGAUUUUUGGAUUUUUCAAAAAAAAUCUAAAUUUUAAAUAUUGUUUGGUCUCGAUUCAAUAGUCACUGACAUGGCUGACCACAUGAAUGUGGACCUGCUGACUGCAAGGAAUCACAAUUCGGUUUUUACAUAAGGGUAUGUCUAGUGAAAAUUUUCACCAUUC
This is a messenger RNA of Trifolium pratense (red clover), 1089 nucleotides long. Its product is annotated as 36.4 kDa proline-rich protein. The transcript has a single exon. The record is from RefSeq and is a predicted model, not a curated record. Lineage: Eukaryota; Viridiplantae; Streptophyta; Magnoliopsida; Fabales; Fabaceae. Bases 114 to 686 code for a protein of 190 amino acids.